This is a messenger RNA of Alternaria novae-zelandiae, 354 nucleotides long. RefSeq lists its product as uncharacterized. Bases 1 to 354 code for a protein of 117 amino acids. The transcript has 3 exons. The record is from RefSeq and is a predicted model, not a curated record. Lineage: Eukaryota; Fungi; Ascomycota; Dothideomycetes; Pleosporales; Pleosporaceae.
AUGCCCGCCUCCGCUCACGACAAGUUGGCCGAGACCAAGUGCCAAGAGAAGUACAAAGCUACCAUUCUCACUCACGCCAAGGCCGUCUUUGUCGAAGGUCUCACCAAGGACACCGAUCUUGACGUCGUUACCGGCACUGUCAAGGGCUAUACCGCAGCUUGGGUUGUCGCCUACGUCAAGAAGAACGAUGGAAAUGGUGGUCUGCGUCUGAUCACUCUGCUCCAGAGUUUGGGAAAUCCAAACGUUGAAGAGUCAUAUCAGGCGUUGAUCAUUGCCUUGCGCAGCAAGAUGAGUGAUGCCAUCAACAGCUCAGACUUCUCCGGUAUGGAGGACGUAAACAACUGGAUCAUCUAG